Molecule: messenger RNA, 2976 nt
Organism: Aspergillus nomiae NRRL 13137
Lineage: Eukaryota; Fungi; Ascomycota; Eurotiomycetes; Eurotiales; Aspergillaceae
Product: plasma membrane ATPase 2
Exons: 4
Coding region: 1-2976 (991 amino acids)
Biological process (GO): regulation of intracellular pH; proton export across plasma membrane
Cellular component (GO): plasma membrane
Molecular function (GO): ATP binding; P-type proton-exporting transporter activity; ATP hydrolysis activity
Source: RefSeq, a predicted model, not a curated record
AUGCCCCAAGACAGCCCCGGCGACGCAGAGAAUGCUGCUCAGCAACUGCAGUCCCCAACGAAUGUCGAAGCCCCUGGUGACGGCGAUGAAUUCACUCGCCUCGUCAGGUUCAUCUCUGCGUACCGGGAAUCCGACUUCGUCAGCCCCGACGAAGGUGAGGUGCGCGUCCACCGAGUGUGGUAUGCCCCGUGGCACAAGAGGAAAUUCCGCUGGAAACACGUCGGCGGAUCCUCGCGCAAGUUCCCUGACAGUUGGCUCCUUACUGAUAUCCGAGAUGGUCUGACUGAUACGGACGUUACUCAUCGGCGUAAUGUCGCCGGGUUCAAUGAACUGGCUUCGGAGAAGGAGAACCCAUUUGCGAAGGUUAUCUCAUAUUUCCAGGGGCCGAUUCUUUAUGUGAUGGAGCUCGCCGUCCUGCUUGCCGCUGGGCUAGAGGAUUGGAUCGAUUUCGGCGUCAUAAUUGGGAUUCUUUGGCUGAAUGCCGCCGUCGGCUGGUACCAGGAGAAACAGGCCGCAGAUGUCGUGGCAAGUCUGAAGGCCGAUAUUGCCAUGCGGGCUACAGUCGUGCGCAAUGGGCAGGAAAUGGAGUGCCUGGCUCGAGAAUUGGUUCCUGGGGAUGUGAUCGUGAUCGAUGAGGGACAAACCGUUCCUGCGGACGCUAGGGUCAUUUGUGCGUACAACAAUCGUGAACACGGAUGGAAGGAGUAUAAGGAACUUUUGCAGGACGGGAUGCUAGACGGCUCAAGCCCUCAAUCCGAGGACGAUGACCUCGGUGAGGAUGCAGGGACCAGACGCGGGCAUUCGAUUGUAGCGUGCGAUCAUUCCGCGAUUACAGGGGAAUCGCUCGCCGUUGACCGAUACAUGGGGGACACCGUCUUCUACACGACCGGGUGUAAGAGGGGAAAGGCUUAUGCGGUGGUCCAAACAACCGGCCAGAGAACGUUCGUUGGGCGGACCGCAGCCAUGGUGCAGGAUUCCAAGGACACUGGCCAUUUUAAGAUGGUGAUGGACAGUAUCGGAACAUCGCUUCUGGUCUUGGUAAUGGCCUGGAUUCUAGCAGUGUGGAUUGGUGGGUUCUAUCGAAAUAUCCCCAUUGCAUCCCCCGGAGAACAGACGUUGCUGUUCUAUACCCUGGCGCUGAUGAUUAUUGGGGUCCCCGUUGGUCUUCCUGUUGUCACCACAACGACCUUAGCUGUUGGGGCUGCGUAUCUGGCGAAGAAAAAAGCCAUUGUGCAGAAGUUGACCGCAAUCGAGUCUCUUUCUGGAGUCGAUAUCUUAUGCUCGGAUAAAACCGGGACUUUAACCGCCAAUCGCCUCAGCAUCAGAGAGCCGUUCGUGGCUGAAGGUGUGGAUGUGAACUGGAUGUUCGCCGUGGCGGCGCUGGCCUCCUCUCAUAACGUGAACGCGCUGGACCCGAUAGACAAGGUGACUGUGCUCUCACUGAAGCAGUAUCCCAAAGCGAAGGAAAUCCUGCAGCAAGGAUGGAAGGUAGAGAAAUUUCACCCCUUCGACCCCGUGUCCAAGCGAAUUGUCGCGGUUGCAACGUGUAACGGUGUCCAGUAUACAUGCACGAAGGGGGCCCCUAAGGCCGUUUUACGGCUGACCAAUUCUUCCGAGGCAAAGAUGUAUAAGGAGAAGGCGACGGAGUUUGCCAGUCGUGGAUUCCGUUCCCUGGGUAUUGCCGUGCGUAAAGAAGACGAGGACUGGAGGCUGCUUGGGAUGAUGCCCAUGUUUGAUCUCCCAAGGGAAGACACCGCACAGACAAUGGCCGAGGCCCAGAAACUGGGUAUAGAGGUCAAGAUGUUAACUGGGGAUGCAAUAGCCAUUGCAAAGGAGACUUGUAAACAAUUGUCGCUUGGCACGAAAGUCUACAAUUCCGAACGGCUCAUCGGCGGAGGCCUGGGUGCCAUGGCUGGGGACCUUGUCGAACGAGCAGAUGGGUUUGCAGAGGUCUUUCCAGAACAUAAAUAUCAGGUGGUGCAGAUGUUACAGGAACGUGGACAUCUCACAGCAAUGACGGGAGACGGAGUAAACGACGCGCCCUCGUUGAAGAAAGCGGACUGUGGGAUCGCAGUCGAAGGCGCGUCCGAGGCAGCCCAGUCCGCUGCUGAUAUCGUCUUUUUGAAACCGGGACUCUCCACCAUUAUCGAUUCUAUCAAAGUCGCGCGGCAGAUCUUCCACCGCAUGAAGGCCUAUAUUCAAUACCGAAUAGCACUCUGUCUGCACCUUGAGAUCUACCUAGUGACCGCUAUGAUAAUCCUCAAUGAGAGUAUCCGUAGCGAUCUAGUCGUGUUUCUAGCACUGUUUGCCGACCUCGCAACGGUCGCUGUGGCAUACGAUAACGCAUCCUACGAGCUCCGUCCUGUCGAGUGGCAGCUGCCAAAGAUCUGGAUCAUCUCUGUUAUUCUCGGCAUCUUGCUCGCCGCAGCAACAUGGGUGAUCCGGGGUACCCUAUUCCUUCCUGACGGUGGCAUCAUCCAGAAUUGGGGCUCAAUCCAAGAGAUUAUAUUUCUCGAAGUGGCACUGACCGAGAAUUGGCUGAUCUUCGUGACUAGAGGCGGCGACACAUGGCCAUCUGUUCAGCUAGUGGGUGCAAUCUUCGGCGUUGAUGCCCUGGCUACAAUCUUCUGCUUGUUUGGCUGGUUCUCAAAUAGGGAUAUGGCUACUGACCCGUUCGACCAGCUGCUGGACUCCCCAAAAGAAACUCAUAACGGAUCGACCGAUAUUGUGACUGUUGUGCGGGUCUGGGGGUAUUCAUUGGGCGUGACUAUUGUGAUUGCGUUGUUGUAUUAUGCCCUCAAUAAGAUUCGAUGGUUGGAUGACCUGGGCCGGAAAAAGCGCAGCAGAGGCGAGAUCCAGGUCGAAAAUAUCCUGAGUCAUCUAGCCCAGGUCACUGUUCAGUAUGUACAGGAGGCUGGGACGGGCAGCGGACGAUUCUUCCUGGCGUCCAGUAAAGAGGAGGAAGAGGCCGAGUAG